Molecule: messenger RNA, 273 nt
Organism: Phyllostomus hastatus (greater spear-nosed bat)
Lineage: Eukaryota; Metazoa; Chordata; Mammalia; Chiroptera; Phyllostomidae
Product: 40S ribosomal protein S24-like
Exons: 1
Coding region: 1-273 (90 amino acids)
Biological process (GO): translation
Cellular component (GO): ribosome
Molecular function (GO): structural constituent of ribosome
Source: RefSeq, a predicted model, not a curated record
AUGGUCACUGACGUCCUCCACCCUGGGAAGGCAGCAGCACCUAAGACAGAAAUUUGGAAAAGAGCGGCCAAAAUGUGUAACACCACACCAGAUGUCAUCUUUGUGUUUGGAUUCAGAAGCCAGUCUGGUUGUAGCUAUAUGACUGCCUUUGGCAUGAUUUAUGAGUCCUUGGAUCACGCAAAGAAAAAUGACCCCAAACAUAGACUUGUAAGACAUGGCCUGUAUGAGAAGACAACCUCAAGAAAACAGAAGAGGGACAUAAGAACAGAAUGA